AUGGGAUCUCUUAAGCCAGUUCAAAAUCUACCUGAAACGUCUCAAACUCUCUCAAAGUAUGAAGAUAGGCCUGGACAAAUAGAAACGUUUCUUGCUUAUACGAAUAAUAACUUUAGCUGGCCCCCCUCAAUGCCGGAAUAUAUGAGGAGAUAUUGUUUCCACCAGAUCACUGGUACCGGGUCUAAUAUUGAUGUUCAAAACGAAUCAACCAAAAAAUCGUCUAGCAAGAAAGUGAAAAAGGCAGGUGAGAAGAAAGUAUCAGGUACGCUAAAAAAACUUAUUGAAAAAUUAUUCUCUGAAACAUCUCAGGAUUCUGAAGUUAUAGAAAAGGGAACUGGGGAUUUCUUUUAUCUGUACAAUACAAUCAUUAAUAUGGAAGGGGAGGAAGAGAUUGCAAAACAAAAUGUCAUCAAAUCAUAUUAUAAUUUUGGAAAAGCACUUGAGGAUCAUUAUGAUCAUUACAAGAAAAAUAAUCCUAAGCGAACAGCUCAGGCAUUGAAGAAAAAAGAAUGGGCUCUAAAGAUUUAUGAUCUCUUUAGUGAAAUAGGCGAGCAUAUGAUUCAAAGGAUAAAAUCUUUCUCAGUAGCAUCUAUAUCAAAAUUAAGCCAGAAUGAUAUCGACCAUAUCUUGGUUAGGAAAAUACUAGAAGAGAACCCAAGAAUCCUUUCUAAGAAUGGAUAUAUUACAAUUUAUGGAGAGCUAUAUGUAGAUGAUAGGAUUCAUAAUUGUCCAACCAAUUAUAUAUAUUGCAGUGUAUGUAACUCCUUAGUUUUCACACCUGCAAAUAGUCUUUUUGAGGAUCGCUAUGGAGAUAACCACUUGAAGAGAUGUAUUUCUGGAAAUACUAUUUCGAAUGAACAUGCAAAAAGAAAUGAAAUUCUUAAACCUAUUAAUACAAGGGAAUUUCAGAUCUGGCAAUAUAAACAAUACAUAUUACAAGAAGAGGCUAAAAUUAAUCGUCUCCAUCUAGAGCUUUUCUCCCAAUCUACCUUACACUCAGAAAAGGAUAAGUUGGCCUCGGUAUCAUAUGAUUAUGUUACUCGUUCAGUCAGCUAUAAAACUUACCUUUCAGCCAAAGUAACUAUAGCAGAAAAUACUAUGCCAAGUGCUCCAAAAUUUGAGCCAGCUUAUAUUUCACCUGCCAAGCAAGAAAUGAUUUCACUAACUUUUUAUCAGUUAUCGAAUUGCAAAAAUGAUACAGGCAGAAUAUUUAUCUCGUCUCGGUAUGCAAAACAGCCAAAAGGCACUGCGUUGAGAUUAAGGGAUGGAACACCAAUUACAAUUGUCUAA
Messenger RNA from Rhizophagus irregularis DAOM 181602=DAOM 197198, 1290 nucleotides. NCBI's taxonomy places the organism in Eukaryota, Fungi, Glomeromycota, Glomeromycetes, Glomerales, Glomeraceae. The record is from RefSeq and is a predicted model, not a curated record.